UAAUGGAAAAUUCCAUGUAUUAUGCACCUAAAUGUACGCGGGGUUAGUAUGGAUUCGUACAUGAACAAUAUCUAAGUGCCUUGUACUAGGUACCUAUUUCCCCAAUUGAAGAUCCAAUGCUAGCCUAGGUACGCAGCCACAGAACCACACAGCCACAGACAUCCGGGUAGAACUCAAAGUGCGUCACGGCUUAAGCUGUCAAGGUUCAUUCUUUGCCUUCGCGUCUUCAAUCCUAACUUCAUCCGCUUAAAGGCCUACCUUCUAAAUACGACCCCUCCUCCUUCCACCUUCUAACGCGCUUCUAAUUUACCAGAAUCCGACUCAUUUUGUGUUAUGCAUUAUUGGUACCGUCUCGUCUUGAUCACAGCGCCCUAACAGAAAGGAUAAAGAAAAGAUGUCGGUCUUGCUCGAGACGAGCGCCGGCGACAUAGUGAUAGACUUGUUAGUUGAUUACGCGCCAAAGGAAUGCGAAAACUUCAUAAAACUUUGCAAGGUCAAGUACUACAACUUCUCGCCUAUACAUUCUAUCCAACAGAACUUUUCCUUUCAAACUGGCGACCCUCUUGGCCCUACCUCUGCCGCUUCUGAUGGCGGCUCCUCUAUAUGGGGUCUCAUCUCCGGGCCCUCCAAGAAAACAUUUAGCGCUACAUUUCACCCAAAGUUGAGACAUCUCGAGAGAGGCACUGUCUCCAUGGCCACUGCUCCACAUCCAUCCGACCCUGAUGCUCGUGUUGCUGGCAGCCAAUUCAUUGUUACACUCGGUGACAACACAGAUUAUUUGGACGGAAAGGCGGCUAUCUUUGGCAAGGUUGUCGAGGGCUUUGACGUACUGGAGAAAGUCAACAACGCCAUUACUGACAAAGAUGGCCAUCCGCUUGUUGAUAUUCGCAUAAAACAUACAAUUAUUCUUGAUGACCCCUACUCCGACCCGUCCGGCCUACGAGAGCCCAGCCAAUCACCUCCCCCGUCCCAAGCACAGCUCGCUACGGUUCGAAUCGCCGAUGAUGCGCCUUUAACCGAAGAGAUAGACGAGGAGGCGGCAGAGAAGGUGCGACGUGAGAGGGAGGCACGCGCCCAGGCUUUAACCCUCGAGAUGAUGGGUGACCUUCCAUUUGCCGAAGUCAAACCUCCCGAGAAUGUACUUUUCGUAUGCAAGCUCAACCCCGUGACCACCGAUUCCGACCUUGAGCUUAUAUUCAGCCGUUUCGGUAAGAUUUUAUCGUGCGAGGUCAUACGCGACAAGAAAACAGGAGAUAGCCUACAGUAUGCCUUCGUAGAAUUCGAAGACAAGGGCGCAUGCGAAGCGGCUUAUUUUAAAAUGCAAGGAGUGCUCAUUGACGACCGAAGGAUACACGUCGACUUUAGUCAGAGUGUGAGCAAGUUGGCCGAGGUCUGGAGGGGAGGGGAAAAUGCGAAGAGGAAACGCAAGCGUGAGGGCGGCGGAUGGGGCGGUGUUAAGGAGCUGGAGAAAUGGAGGAAGUACAGGGAAGAGGAUGGCCGCGAAGAUACCGAGGAUCAUUACAACAUGGUUUACGGGGAGGAAGAAAUGCGCGGCCGGCACAGGCGACAGAGAGACGGUCGAGAUCAAGAUGAUAGGCGGGCCCGAGAUCCCGACCGCUUCGGGGAUAGAGAUGAAAAUAGAAACCGUAGCGAUGCGGAUCGAGCCCGACGCCGGGACGGUGGGCAUGGGCGCGACCGGGAUGGAGCGCCGCAGUCGCGAAGUAGAAGCCCAGUGAGAGACAAGCCUCGAGAUAGGAAUCGGUACGAUGACCACCGAAGGGAUAAUCGCGCUAGGUACCGACAUGACGAUAGACGUGGAAAAGAUCAAGAAAGAGAUCGGCCUCGUGAUGAAUAUCGGCGGAGGUAGCCUGAAUCCACUACCUCAUACGGAACGACUGUUAUAUCGAGUAUGUGGAUUUAGUUAAUUACCAGGUACCUACCUAACCCAUCUAAAUCAAGUUUACGGAGCCGUGUUCUAGACGUACCUACUCAGCGUUAUAUACGAAUGGCAUGAAACAAGCGUGUCUUUAUAAACACACAACUAUGUACGGGCGUAGUGAUUGCGCGUGUAGCUUGGUAUAGGAUAUUCGUUCUAUUGUAAGUAGGGAGUUGGGUUCAUUCCAUCGCUCGCCCCUAUCGAAAGUCCCUUUUAUCGCCGUACAAAACAGUCAAAUAUCAGUCUAAUAUGGCGUGACGAGAUGCGGCCUCGGCUAUAUGAUGGUGGC
Daldinia vernicosa is the source of this 2225-nucleotide messenger RNA. RefSeq names its product cyclophilin-like protein. Gene Ontology annotation, cellular component: nucleus. The coding region runs from base 395 to 1867 and encodes 490 amino acids. The record is from RefSeq and is a predicted model, not a curated record. Lineage: Eukaryota; Fungi; Ascomycota; Sordariomycetes; Xylariales; Hypoxylaceae. Gene Ontology annotation, molecular function: RNA binding; peptidyl-prolyl cis-trans isomerase activity. Gene Ontology annotation, biological process: protein peptidyl-prolyl isomerization. The transcript is spliced from 3 exons.